Molecule: messenger RNA, 2535 nt
Organism: Drosophila biarmipes
Lineage: Eukaryota; Metazoa; Arthropoda; Insecta; Diptera; Drosophilidae
Gene: Vsx2
Product: diencephalon/mesencephalon homeobox protein 1
Exons: 6
Coding region: 196-2217 (673 amino acids)
Biological process (GO): regulation of transcription by RNA polymerase II
Cellular component (GO): nucleus
Molecular function (GO): sequence-specific double-stranded DNA binding; DNA-binding transcription factor activity, RNA polymerase II-specific
Source: RefSeq, a predicted model, not a curated record
AUUGCGAAUUUGUUGUGUUUUCCUGCGACGCGUGCCAGCGCAAUAUCGCAUUUCGCAGAUCGCAAUUCGCACGCCGCGUGAGCAGCAGCAGUAUUGCAACACAGCGCACUGCACUUGGUUUUUUUCGGGGCACUAGCAUGACUUUUUUUUGGCCUCAGCCCCAUUUAGUCGUAGUUUCAAAUAGUAGCAAUUAAAAUGCCGCAGCGUUCGCCCUUUGCCAUUCAGGAGCUGCUGGGCCUGGCGGUGGCGGCAGCAACAGAAGCGCCAACCGACUUGACGACGACGACGGCAACUGUUGCCGGUGCACCGUUGGCCAAAGAGCGCCAAGCGGCAACACCGCCAAAGACAACAGUGCCAGCAGCAACAGCAACAGCAGCAGCAACAGCAGCAGCAACAGCAGCAGCAACAGCAACAGCAGCGACAGCUACAGCAGCAGCAACAUCGUACGGCAGCGGGGCAGUGGCUGCAGCCGAGGGCACUCCGGCAGCCGCCUUGGAGGCCCAGCAGCAGCACCACCAGCAACAGCACCACCACUACAGGGAGCACCACCAGAUGACCAUGGCCUCGCGAAUGGCCUACUUCAAUGCCCACGCGGCGGUGGCAGCGGCCUUUAUGCCCCACCAGCUGGCCGCGGCGGUGCACCACCACCAUCAGCACCACCAGCAGCACCAGCACCUGCCACACCACCACGCGCACCACCCACACGGGGCCGCAGGAGGGCCCCCGCCGCCGCCGCCGAUGCAGCACCACCACUCGCACCCGCACUCGCACCACCCGCUGCUGCACGCGCAGGGAUUCCCGCAGCUGAAAAGCUAUGCCGCAGGAGCCGCAACAUGCCUGCCCGGCUCCCUGGCGCCCAAGGACUUCGUCAUGGAGAGCCUGAACGGGUUCGGAGUGGGCCCCAACAGCAAGAAGAAGAAGAAGAAGCGGCGGCACAGCCGCACCAUAUUCACCAGCUACCAGCUGGAGAAGCUGGAGGAGGCCUUCAAGGAAGCCCACUACCCCGACGUCUACGCCCGCGAGAUGCUGUCCCUGAAGACGGAGCUGCCCGAGGAUCGCAUACAGGUCUGGUUCCAAAACCGCCGGGCCAAGUGGCGCAAGACCGAGAAGGUCUGGGGUGGCAGUACGAUAAUGGCGGAGUACGGACUCUACGGGGCCAUGGUGCGGCACUCGCUGCCCCUGCCGGACACCAUCCUCAAGUCGGCCAAGGACAACGACGCGGUGGCUCCCUGGCUACUAGGUAUGGAGCAGAAAUGUAUGCACCGCAAGUCGAUCGAGGCUCAAUCGGCGCUCAAGGACGACUCGGGGGUGAGCGACCACGAGGACUCGGCUGGCUCGAAGUCCGCCAACUCGGAGGACCUCUGCCGCUCCCGCGCCCUCAGCUCCUCCACGGAGUCGCUGAACGUGGUUAGUCCUGCGCCCAGCAGCUGCACCAACUCCGUCUCCACGGCCCCGCCCACCUCGACGAGCGGCUACGCAGGGGCGGCCUCCUCGGCGGCCACCACGCCCACCGGGGCCACCACCAACAGCUCCGGCAGUCCCCACAUCGAGAUGGGCUCCCCCUCGCCGCAGCAGCAGCAGCAGCAGCAACAGGUGCCGCUCUACAUGGGCGGGGGGGUCGGUGGCGGUGGCGGUGGCGGUGGCUGCGCCCCCAGCUACCAUCCGCUCCUGGACGCCGCCAAUGCCGCUGGCGCCGGAGCGGCGGCCUCCAGCAAGGACUUUCACAUGAUCAUGAACACCGCCGUGGCAGCGGCAGCAGCAGCCGCCCAGCAGCAACAGCAACACCAGCAACACCAGCAACAGCAGCUCCAGCAACAGCAGCACCAGCAACAGCAGCAGCACCAGCAGCAGCACCAGCAGCAGCAGCAACAGUCGCAGGUCAUGGCGGCAACACCUGGCUUGCAUGCCCACAACCUGGCCGCCGCCCUCAUGGAACACGACCCGGAUACCUUCAGGAACAACUCAAUCGCCUGUCUGAGGGCCAAGGCGCAGGAGCACCAGGCGCGCCUGCUGAACAACGGAGGACUCUUCCUGCAGGUGCGCAGGUUCGCGCAGGGCCAAGUGCAAGUCCAGGACCCAAGUGAUAUGUUCAAGCUGAAGGAGGAGCACAACAACAACACCCCACAAGCCGUCUCUGCCUCUCCCUCGACUUCCCAAUCGAAUGUAAAAGCGGAGCUGACUGCCAACGGAUCGCUGAAGCACUGCGAGGAGGUCUAACAGAAGCCCCGGGGAGCUCCCAUUUCGCAAUUUCCCGAGGCGCAAGUGCUUGGAACCCAGGACACACCACACCAAACAUAAGAAAACCUUUUUUUUACUAGACCCUAGGACAUACUCCUAGCAUAAGAUCUGUAAUCGCACACUUAAGUAGUGGCAUGGGCUGCUUGAAGGUGUAAAACACGAUACCGUAAUAUUUUGAAUACAUUAUUCAUCGAGGAUAGUUUUAUUUUUAAAUUAAGAGUAACACCUUGGGCACCCACGAAAAUGUCAGAUUGCUUUACAGCGCUGGUUGAAAUAAACGUAGGAAUGUAUGACAAA